AUGGAGAAUGAAAACUCAUCAGAUGUUAUCGAAUCAAUCAAUGAUGGUGACAAAAAUAUUGUAAAUGAAAUGGAUUUUGAAUCUAGUCAUUCCAUGAUAGAUAAUUCAACUAGUAGCGCAUCUUUAUUAUUUACUCAUGGUAGCAUCGAUUUUAAUAAUCGUGAUCAAGGGAUAGCCGCGAAUCUUGAUUACAUGAUGAAUCAGUCAUACCAACAAUCAUAUCAUCAAUCAACUGAAUCUUCAAGUUCAUCAUUUCAAUCUAGUACAACGAAACCUGGACUUUUAAGUCGAGUUGGAGCUUAUGUAUCAACUGCACUUCGUGGAACGGAAGAAACUCUAUCAUCUGAAAUAAUUAACGUUGUAUUUCACGUGUAUCUACCUCCUGAUAUUGAAAAUCAUUUCGAAAGUGCCAUCCCAUGCGUUAUAGGAAAUAUUGACGAACUAGGAAAAUGGGAAUUUCCUAUUGUAAAGCUUAAACAACGUUCUAAUAAGCAUACACAUGGAAAUUACUGUACAUAUUGGGUCUCGGAACCGGUUACGAUUCCGGUUUCGUAUUUUCAAACUGGUGAUGAAGUAAGAUAUCUUUAUGCUAUCUAUAUUCCUAAGAGACAGGAGAAGAAGAAAAAUAAAGACAGAGAUGAUAAGAUGAAUUUGGAUGAUUCAGGUGAACUUAGUGGAGAUAUGUAUCGUGAAUCCAUUGGAGGGAAUCAUCGUAUUUUGAGAAAUCAACUUAGUGAACAAAAUCAAUUUGAUAUUGUGAAUCAAAUAAAAAUUGCGGGUAGUGAACAUUGGACUAGAGUUGUUCAUGAUUUCGAAUUUUUGAACUUUAUCUGGCAAUCACUUACACCUACUAAUACUAGAAACAAACUAUUUGAAUACCUUACCAUCUUGGAACAAUUUCAGGAAUAUACGGCGAGUACAGCAAACCAACAAUUCAUUGUGGAUUGUUUGCAAUCUACUAAAGAUAAAGAAAAAAGAGUAUUUUUAUGUAUUCUUGUAGGCUACUAUAUUUAUUUACGUCAAACAAAUUUUAUAAGUGAUGUCAAUUUACAUUCUAACUUUCCUUCGUCGGAAUUACUUGAUUGUCUUGAUAAAUUUCUACCCGAAAAUUGGCUGCAAGAUACACCUGAAUUUAUUAUGAUUGCUUUUCAUGCAUUGAUUCGUAAUAAUAUGAAUCAAAACUCUAUUCAAUGGCUAAAGCGAAUGUUUGCACUUGCGCCUCUUGUGGAUCCAGAAUAUAAUUUUAUUAAUGCUAUUAUGGAAAGAAAAAAAAUAAGUUUACAAGAAUUGUUUGAGUAUUUUCCUAAAUAUGUUAUCCCAUAUGCUAAUAAGAUUGAAGAUCCACAAGUAUAUGCAAAAGUUGGUGCGUGGUUGAUUCGGUUAUGUAAAGAUAUGGAUCAAUUGUUUAAAGUGUGGGAAGAAGUAAUCGAUCAUACGAAAGAAAGAGACCGAUUACUUAAAAAACCGUUUCUUGCUCACGUUCAAUAUUUAAUUUCGGAUUUUACAAACGCAAAAUCUUUAAAAAAACAUUUUGAUAGGAUUCCUGAUCAUUUUAGGGAAAAAGUUGAUGUGGCAUUUCGUGAUAAAUCUUUUAAAUUAAUAAGCUCUCCAACUCACCCUUGGAGUAAACGUGACGCCGAGGAAAUGCUUGUAAUUCUAAAAUAUCCUGAAUUUAAUUGGGAUAAAUCUGAAUUACUUGGAGUACUUCAUGAAAUUUCUCAAUCAAAUCAGUGGAACAUAUUGACCAUGUUUUUAGAUUUGCUAAGUUAUUGGUUUCGAUUCGAACCACAAGAAAUGUCAUCGGAAAAGAUUCCUGUGAUUUGUGGCCAAUGGUAUCAGCAUAUAUUGGAUCAUACUAAUGAAAAUAAAGAUAAAUAUGUCUAUACCGUAUUUUCUUAUUUAUCUAAAAUAUAUCCAAAGAUUGAAGGACAUUUGAACAUUUUGUUCGUAUUGGUAGGUAUAGCUAUCGAUAGAGUUAAGCAAUGUCCAGAAGAUAGAAUUCUUAAUGCGAUUCGUCAAAUUGACUUUCAACAAGAUAUCAUUCAAUCAUUUUUACGAAUGGUUAAAGAUAUUUUAAGAUUCAGUGUCAAAAAUACAGAUGACACUUUAAUCAAGAAAAUUAGGCUGAUUUGUGAUUGCAAUUCGGAUGUUUUAAAUAUUCCUAAUUCUUCAUGCGAGGCUAUUUUACGUUUUAUAAUGGAUAGGCUGAAAAUUUUACAUCCAUUAGCGGACAUUUCUGAUUCAAACAUAACUUCCACUACUUUAACUCUCCUUCGUUCUUCCAAGUUCUGGAAUUUUAUAUUACAAGCAACUGGAAAGGUCUCUGAUUUGAAUGCGCACCCAUACAUUCGACAAAUUAAAAAUAUAAUAAAUGAAUUUAUUAAAAUUGUAAAAAGAAAUUCUAUUACGAUCCGAUCUUUACAACAGCUUCUCAAAUAUGAGGAUGAAACGUUAAUUCGAUUUUUUAAUUCAAAUAAUGUCAAUCAGGGAGAUAUUAAUAAACUUCGUACUCAAUGUGGAAAUUAUGAAGAAAAAUUAGCUCAAUUUCAUCAUUUUUAUACUCAAUUUUGUCCGGUUGAAAAAAUUAAAGGUGUUGAUAUUUAUCUUAAUGAUAUGGAACAAAGAUCAAAAUGUGACACUUUAACUCUUCAAGAAACUUUAGCAGAUAAUCAUUGGGAAUUUCAUAAACUUACUGAAAAUGCUGCAAGAUCAACUUAUAAAUUAGCGAAUCUUCAAACAUUCAGAAAUAUAUUUAACCAAAAGAUUAAUGGUGAUGAAGAAAUUAAGAUUGAAGACUUGGCACAAAAUAUUAUACCAUCACUUGUCAAAAUAUAUGAAGAAAAAACUAUAAAAUACAAAACUAAUGAUUGGGAAACCCUUCAUUGCGCAGAAGAAAAUACUUUUUGGAAUAAUGUUAAAGAUGUUAAAGCAGAACUUGAUUUAAUGAAUUUGAAAGCGAAUGAAAGGUUGAUAAAAACUUUAACUUAUGUAUCAAGAUAUCCUAUUUAUGUUGAAAGACUUCAACAAUUGAGUGAGGUGGUAGCAAUGUUUAAGGUAGCUCAUACGAAAGAAGAUUGGAUUGAAACGCAACUUAAACUCCUAAGUGAGAACUAUUUAUGGCUUGGAAAACUUAAUGACUUUUUUGAAUAUCAUGAUCGGUCCUUAGCGUCAGUUAAUGAAAAUUGUUGGGAAUUAAUUAAAUCAUUAUCACUUGCUGAUGAAUUUAUUCGAUUUCUUCAGUCUGUGGCUGAACAUGAUAUAACUAAUAUAAUUAAUGGUGUGGAUAAUCAAUCAGAUGAACGUCUUAUUCAAGAAGAUACAGUUUCUUCAUUAAUUCAAGUUAAAAAAUUUUUAUUACCACUUUUAAAGAACGUAGAAAUUUUGAAACCUAAGACAUUCUUGAAAAAACUUUGUGAGAUCACUGACAAAAAUCCAGUGUUGGGACAAAAAAUUACUUUAUGUAAUAGUAAUAGAAAAGCUCUAGAGAAUAUGUAUAAAAAUAUUAAUAAUAGAACUGAGGUUACUCAAGAAAGAAUUAUUAAUGCUGUAAAGAUUGGAACUUAUACAUUUAAACGAAUCAGUAACGAUGAUAAAUGUACUGCUACCUUGUCUUAUCCUAUCAAUUCUUUAUCAAUUAAUUCUGAUUCUACGGAUGAUAGAGAUGAACCUAAUGAAAAACCUUACACUUUAAAUGAUUUGCAAGACUUAAGAGGACGCGCUCUGUUAAUAGCUAAGCCUGGUGUAAUUAUAGAUAUGGGAGUUUCUGAAAAAGAGCAUGAGCAACAAGAAAGAGCUAAAAAAAUAAUGAAUGAAUUUGUAAUCCAAGUAGAUUUUGCACAGGAGAUCAUAAAUGUUGCCUCAAAAUUGAUUCAAAUAGGUCACUUUAAUUAUAGAGAUUUUAACAAAAGUGUUAAAGGAACUGAAAAUAUGCAGAAAUUGUUAAAUGAGCUAAAUAAACAUCUGAUUGAAUGUAUUGCCCGAUUACCACCACCACAACCACAAAUACCACAAAUACAAAUGGAUAUUAGUGACGAUGCUCAUGCUAGUAUUCAUGAUUAUUAUAAUGAUCUCUGUAGUAUAGGAUCUAAAUUGGCAGAUAUUUUUGAAAAUAUUCCCAAGCAGAUACGAGAAAUUAAAGACACGGGUGAACGUGUGAAAUCGGAUAUUGUUCAACCUGGAAAAUUAUUUGUGGCGGCAUGUAGUAAUAAAUCUCUUGUACCAAAUAUUAUAAUGUCAUUGUAUGCCAAUCAUAAAGCUUAUCCUCAGCCUUGGCAAAUAUUAAUAUGUACUUCUUCAACAACUAUGGAAGAACUUUCAAUUUUCACUAAACGAUGUUUCUUUGCAUCUGAUAACGGAUAUGAAGGUCAUUUAUUCUGCAUCGCUAAUUUAGAAUUAAUAGAUUUUGAAUUACAGUAUAAUCUUGUAAACAACAUUAGAUCAAUGAGUCGAAUGACAAAUAUUAAAGAUAAAUAUCUAUUGGCUCUUAUAUGUUGCAGAGAAUCCGAAGUUCAACAUCAUAUAUUGGAUCAAUUUUCUCAAGAUAUUCAUGCAACUAAUGGACUUGAUGUAGAUGCUAUGAAAGGGAUAUAUCAAGAGCUGUGUCCAGAUGUUAUGCGUAUAUCAUCAGAAUUAUCAGGCCAGGGUAAAACGGAGUGGAUUAAAAGUACUAGCUUUGAGAAAAUGAAACUUCCUCGUAGUUUUCUAAUCAGUGAUGGAGUUGACUUUGGAACACUUGUUAGGCGUUUAAAAGAGCACAAGAUUAGACCAAUUGAAAGUUUGCAUUUAAAUAUAGUUUCUACAGAUAAUCCUGGUGACGUUAACCUAUUCCUAUUUGAAUUGUUAACUUUAGGAAUGGUUUCUAAUUAUACAGAUAUAGUCUGUCUUCCUAAUACUCCUAUCUUCAUUGAAGUUGCAACAACUGUUGGACAAUAUUUACUUAAAUCUUUGCCAUUUGUUGAAUGUCUUUCCAGCGAACAUAUAACUUGGGAUAUUUCUAAUCUUAUUGUAUCUCAAGAAAUUGAUAAUCCAAUUCAAAUCGUUUGUCAUUAUUUAGAAGCGGAUGAAAAGACAACUAUUGAAGAAAAAGAUCUCUUGUUCAAUACCAGUGGCACUGAUGCCAUGCUGCCACUAUCUGAAAGUCGUUGUAGAGAACUUAUCAAAAAAUAUUUAUUUGAUGAUAAAGAUGAGUCUGAUAUUUCAUCAUAUAGAUUUGUAGAAAUUUUUGUUAAUGUUUUGGCAAAUCAAUUAAUUGGAUUAUCUUUAAGUUCCUACUUUCGAGUUGAUAAUUUAAAAUUGAUGACUAAAGAAAAAGACAUUAGAAAAACUUUAGUCAAUGCAUUACUUACUGCCUCCAAAGACUUUGCCACACGUUCAGUGAAGACAAAAGCGGCUCAAUUAGAAGCAGUAACACCUUCAAAUGAUGAUAGAUUGGGUACUAUCGUUCAAUGGAAAGAUUCAAAUCAUUUAUUAGUGUUUUUCUUAUCUCAAGCACCAGAUUCUAUUUGCUCUUUAUAUCGUGAUGUCAAACAAGUUCCAGAUAAUGUAAAAAAAUUAUUACAGAGUCAAUGUAUUAGUGGUGAUCCUAAAAACUUUAAAUUGGAAGAUUAUAAUACAAUGGACAUGAGUCUUUUGUUGGAUAAAGUGGAAAGUUUGGCAAGAAAGACUACAUAUGAAAUUAAAUAUCCUCGAUAUGCUUUGUCUGCGGAUAAUUUAAUUAAGAUGGCAUUAAUUUUAUUAAGAGCUCGUGCCAGUAUUCCGGUUGUCGUUUGUGGUGAAGCAGGAUGUGGAAAGACAAGUUUAAUCGGAUUUUUAGCCAGGGUAGUCGAAGUCGAAUUUCAUGUGUUGAACCUGCACGCAGGUAUUUCCGAAGAAAUAAUAAAAUCUUUCAUGACAGCGGUUCAGUGUGAAGCUGAAAUUAAAGAAACUUGGAUAUUUUUUGAUGAAAUUAACACUUGUAAUCACAUGGGUCUUCUUUCUGAGCUCGUGGCUCAUAGAAGAUGGUUAGGCAAAGAAGUCCACUAUAAUAUUCGCAUUUUUGCUGCUUGUAAUCCUUAUCGUAAACGUACUAAAAGCCAGAGUAAUGUGGGAUUGAAGGUGCAACAAAAGAUAAAAUAUGAGGAAAGAAAUGAAUUAGUUUAUCAAGUCAAGCCAUUGCCUGAUCAAAUUCUUGAUUAUGUUUGGGAUUAUGGAAUUCUUCAAGCUCUCGAGGAAGAAAAGUAUAUUCAAAUAAUGGUUUCUGAAUCAUUAGAGGAAUAUGAAGAUAAUAAAAUAUUUGCAAAAUUAUUGGCUGAAUCUCAACGAUAUAUUAGAAACAUCGAAGAGCCUUAUAGCGUUAGUCUAAGAGACGUAAAACGUGCAAUAACUCUAGUAAAAUUCUUUGCAGAAAAUCUUACAAAUCGCCCUCCAAUUCGAAGGAAAAAUUCACCUCCGUAUCCUAAUCCAGCAGAUGGAAUUAAGCUUUCGAUUAGAUGUUAUGUUUUGUCACUAGGUCUCUGUUAUCAGUGUAGAAUGUAUGAACAGUCCAUUAGACAAACGUAUAGAGAAAACAUGGCUAGAUUAUUACUUACUAAUGGAGUUCAAUUUGAUGAGGCUAAGUUUAGCACUAUAAUUAGACAAGAACAAGAGGAUUAUAUUAAUAGAAUGAUUUGUCCUCCGAAUACUGCACAUAAUGAAGCGCUUUUAGAAAAUGUUUUGGUGAUGAUAGUUUGUAUUUUAACAAAGAUUCCUGUAUUUAUUAUUGGUGCUCCUGGGUCUUCGAAAUCGUUAGCAAUAAGACUUGUGAGUCAGAAUCUAAAAGGUUCAGAUUCAAACGACAAAUACUUUCAGAAAUUACCGCAGGUUUAUCUAAUUCCUUAUCAAGGCUCAACAUCUUCAACAUCUGAUGGUAUCAUCAAAGUAUUUGAGAAAGCUGUUAAUUAUCAAAACACAAGUUCAAAAGAAUUUAAAAUCAUUAGUGUGGUGUUACUGGAUGAAGUUGGAUUGGCCGAAACAAGUCCAUUUAAUCCGUUGAAAGUUCUUCAUUCAUUACUUGAACCAAGCUAUCCUUCAGAUGGUCCUACCGUAGCUUUUAUUGGUAUAUCUAACUGGAGACUAGAUAAUAGUAAGAGCAGUAGAGCGCUAUUGGUUCAAAGGUUUGCAUGUCUUUUUUCUGUUUUAAAUAUUAGCGAUAAUUUAUUAAUGAUAUUAAAUAAAUAUAUCUGUUAG
Messenger RNA from Dentiscutata erythropus, 7203 nucleotides. Lineage: Eukaryota; Fungi; Glomeromycota; Glomeromycetes; Diversisporales; Gigasporaceae. The record is from the annotation of a GenBank genome assembly.